This is a messenger RNA of Mugil cephalus (flathead mullet), 881 nucleotides long. RefSeq names its product FKBP prolyl isomerase 11 (gene fkbp11). The coding region runs from base 247 to 837 and encodes 196 amino acids. NCBI's taxonomy places the organism in Eukaryota, Metazoa, Chordata, Actinopteri, Mugiliformes, Mugilidae. The record is from RefSeq and is a predicted model, not a curated record. The transcript has 6 exons. Gene Ontology annotation, biological process: protein peptidyl-prolyl isomerization. Gene Ontology annotation, molecular function: peptidyl-prolyl cis-trans isomerase activity.
CCGCUUCCACCCACGGUCAGCCUGAUGGGAUGCUGCUGGCGGAAUGUUUGAGGCGGGCUCUUUGGGGAGAGACCCAGGUGUUGGGACAACGUCCGCGAACCGCUAGUCCUUAUCGUACCAGUAUUACAACACAUCAGCAUUACCUGCUGCUGAGCCAUUUUGGACGCACAGAGCUCGACGGGUUGCAGCUCGUCUCUUUAGCUGGCCGCUGCUGACUGCACAAGAAGCCUGUACGGAAGUUGCUGAAUGGCAGCUCUUUUCCAGAAGUUCACAAUGAAGGCGAGCGUUUUUCUGCUGCUGUUCGCCGCUUUCAUCUGUGGACUGGCCCACGGAGAGGAAAACGAAGCCGAGGAGCUGCAGGUGGAGACCCUGGUGAAACCCGAAACUUGCUCUGUACUUUCCUCAAUGGGAGACACGCUGCAAAUCCACUACACGGGUAAACUGAUGGAUGGAAAGGUGAUUGACUCAUCGCUGUCUCGGGAUCCUCUCGUUGUUGAGCUAGGGAAGAGGACUGUUAUUGCAGGUCUGGAACAAAGCUUGGUUGGCGUGUGUGAAGGGCAAAAAAUCAAAGCCACUAUUCCACCACACCUUGCAUAUGGAAAAAAAGGUUACCCUCCUACGAUUCCAGGUGAUGCUGCUCUUGAGUUCGAUGUGGAGGUGAUUUCUCUGUUACAACAGACGCCGUGGCAGAAAAUGGUCAACGAUGUUUUCCCCCUGGUGUGUUUGGCCCUGGUACCCACUUUACUUGGCUUGGUGGGACUUUACCUCUACAAAAAAGCCAAUGCCCAGAAACCUAACAAAAAGAAGGCAAAGGAUAAGAAGAGCAAGAAGAAAUAAGGGCAAAGGAACACAAUUAUUUAAAUAAAUUUUUUUUAAUUGAA